CCAUGCAUCAUGUGUUGGCAUUUCGAUUGUCAAAAUUUAUAAUUUUGAAGCGAUUAUUGCUAAACUUUUCAGAAAAACACGUAGAAUUUUUCCUGCAGUAUUUAAAUACACUACAUUCAUGGAAAUGAACGAAACGGUGUACUGAUUAUCAACCCAAAUACGUAUUUAUGAAACUACACAUAUUUUAAAGGGGAUCUGCCUACUUAUACACUACUAAAACCUCAUACCACAAGAACUAAGAUGCCUUUAUUUGGAAAGUCGCAGAAAGGACCCGCUGAAGUAGUUAAAGCUCUUAAAGAGGCAGUGAAUGCUCUGGAGAAAGGCGACAAGAAGGUUGAGAAAGCACAAGAGGAUGUAUCAAAGAAUUUAGUAUUAAUCAAAAAUAUGUUAUAUGGAACAUCAGAGUCUGAGCCUCAAACUGAUAUCAUAGUUGCCCAAUUAGCCCAAGAGCUGUACAACAGUAAUUUAUUAUUAUUGUUGAUACAGAACUUGAACCGUAUCGAUUUUGAAGGCAAAAAAGAUGUAGCCCAGGUUUUCAAUAACAUUCUUAGAAGACAAAUUGGUACUAGGUCUCCGACUGUUGAGUAUAUUUGUACCAAACCAGAAAUACUAUUUACGCUUAUGAGUGGCUAUGAACAUCAAGAAAUUGCAUUAAAUUGUGGAACAAUGCUAAGGGAAUGUGCCCGGUAUGAAGCACUGGCCAAAAUUAUGUUAUAUUCUGAUGACUUUUAUAAUUUUUUUCGGUACGUUGAGGUUUCAACUUUUGAUAUUGCUUCGGAUGCAUUUUCUACUUUUAAAGAACUUCUUACAAGGCACAAGAUUCUUUGUGCCGAAUUUCUAGAAGCAAAUUAUGACAAAGUUUUUAACUACUAUCAGAGAUUAUUAAAUUCAGAAAACUAUGUUACAAGACGUCAGAGCUUGAAACUACUCGGAGAAUUAUUAUUGGAUAGACAUAAUUUUAGUGUUAUGACCAGGUAUAUUUCCAAUCCUGAAAAUUUAAAACUUAUGAUGAAUAUGUUAAAAGAGAGAUCGAGGAAUAUACAGUUCGAGGCCUUCCAUGUUUUUAAGGUAUUUGUAGCUAACCCAAAUAAACCGAAACCCAUUCUGGACAUCCUGCUUCGCAACCAGGAGAAGCUGGUAGACUUUUUAAUGAAAUUCCACACGGACAGGGCGGAGGACGAGCAAUUCAACGACGAGAAAGCCUACCUAAUUAGACAAAUUAAAGAGCUGAAACCGUUGCCAGGUCACUAACUAACCGUUCAAUAUAUAUUUUUUUAGAAAUUCUGAUUCCUAUAAUGUUGUUGCUGUAAUUUGAUUUUUUUUAAUUAUAUUUACUACGACAAAAUUCGCUAAAACUAUUUUAAUAAGAGAGGAUUAUAGGAUUCGUAAAAAUAUUUAUUAAAUAAUAGGACCUCGGCUUGAAUUUUAUAAAGUAUUCGUUGUAGAGUGACCGGCAAAAAGUGUAUAAUAAAUUAGGAAAUAUUGCAACGUCGGAAAAAAAUUAUAAGGAGGAAACAAAUCAUUUUGACGUUAUAUGACAACUGUUAUGACGGGAAUAUCUUUUAAACAGGUAAAAAGUGAGGUUAGAUGAUAAAAUGAAAGAGAACUUGUUUAAAAUAUAUUUAUACUUUGUCCACAAUACAUUAAACUAUACAGGGUGAUCUGAAUUGUAACCGGGAAACUUCGACAACAUAUUCUGCAGAUAAAAAUAAGCAAAACAGUUGGUAUAAAUGUAUGUCCUAAACUGCUUCGUUUAGGAGAUACAGGGUGUGGAAGUCUCACUUUUAUUUAAGUUUUUUCCAAAUAAUUUCUAAACUAUCAUCGAUACUUGGAUGACAAUUGGUGUCUGGGUGUUUUUUACAUGACAAUUCGUUGUUAGAAUGAUUCCAAUUUGUAGGGGGCGCCACCUACAUAGCUUUAACUGUUUUGAGGAGUAAUAACUUCUUGUCCGUACAUAUAUUACACUACUGAGAGAAGAAAUAUAUAUAUAUAUAUAUAUAAAAAAGGUCUUUCGAUAAAAAUCGCUACGAGGACCCGUUCUCAUGGCAAAAAAUACCCAGAGAACAAUUUC
This is a messenger RNA of Sitophilus oryzae (rice weevil), 2071 nucleotides long. RefSeq names its product protein Mo25 (gene Mo25). Gene Ontology annotation, molecular function: protein serine/threonine kinase activator activity. The coding region runs from base 241 to 1251 and encodes 336 amino acids. NCBI's taxonomy places the organism in Eukaryota, Metazoa, Arthropoda, Insecta, Coleoptera, Curculionidae. Gene Ontology annotation, biological process: intracellular signal transduction. The transcript is spliced from 5 exons. The record is from RefSeq and is a predicted model, not a curated record.